AUGGCGCAAAUAAAUGGAACAAAAAACAGAAGAGAGCCAAACGAGAGAAUCAAAGAUAUAAUACCGCAGCUGAGAAAGUAUACAGCACAGAGAAUAGGAGGGAGCGAGACAAUCAGGUGUCUAAGAGAUACGCUGAAAGACGUGGGGCUGAAGUGGAAGAAAACGAAGACUCCGUACAGACACCAGAAGGUCCUCAGAAGCAGAGAAAAGAAGGAAGAGAUAGAGACAAGAGAAAGUCUGAGGGAGCAGGGAAUAAUAAUAAAAAAGAAAGAAAACAGAAAAGAAAAAAUAAUGAAAAAAAGAAAAUACUAG
This is a messenger RNA of Nematocida minor, 312 nucleotides long. RefSeq lists its product as uncharacterized. The coding region runs from base 1 to 312 and encodes 103 amino acids. The transcript has a single exon. Lineage: Eukaryota; Fungi; Microsporidia. The record is from RefSeq and is a predicted model, not a curated record.